AUGAGUCUUCCCCGAAAGACCGUUACCGAAGUAAAUUGGAACGGAGCCAUCAUACCCCCUAAGACAAUGAUCUUGGUCAACGCACAAGCCGGAAAUCAUGGUGCGUCACUCUCUUCCCAAGUGACUGAAGGUUUCUUAGUCUUACUGACGUUGUGCAAGAUGUUGGACAUUUUGGUGAUGAUGCCGGUCAUUUCGAUCCCGAGCGGUGGCUUGAAAGUCUUGAUCCCCCGUCAGAAAAGGAGAUCUCAGGCGUCGGUCACCUCAGCUUUGGAUUGGGUUCCCGCGGCUGCUCCGGGCAGUACAUCGCCCAGCGUCUACUAUAUGCGGCCUUGGUGCGGCUGCUAUCUUCGUACAAGAUUGUUGCAAGCGAAGAAGAACCUCCGAAUACUGACUAUGUCGAGUAUAACUAGUUCAAGACGGCUUUGGUGGCGAUCCCGAAGGAUUUCAAGGUAA
This is a messenger RNA of Colletotrichum tamarilloi, 453 nucleotides long. Its product is annotated as cytochrome P450. The coding region runs from base 1 to 453 and encodes 150 amino acids. The transcript has a single exon. NCBI's taxonomy places the organism in Eukaryota, Fungi, Ascomycota, Sordariomycetes, Glomerellales, Glomerellaceae. The record is from RefSeq and is a predicted model, not a curated record.